Oncorhynchus gorbuscha (pink salmon) is the source of this 2048-nucleotide messenger RNA. Its product is annotated as flotillin-1-like. NCBI's taxonomy places the organism in Eukaryota, Metazoa, Chordata, Actinopteri, Salmoniformes, Salmonidae. Bases 444 to 1733 code for a protein of 429 amino acids. Gene Ontology annotation, biological process: protein kinase C signaling; positive regulation of cell junction assembly; regulation of receptor internalization. The transcript has 12 exons. The record is from RefSeq and is a predicted model, not a curated record. Gene Ontology annotation, cellular component: plasma membrane.
UAGACGCUUUUGACGGGAAGAGCUAUAACGGGACGGGCAGAAGCUUCAUAUAUACAUACUGGCAUUGGACAGACGACAGCAAGAAUAACACUGCUGUAUUUUGAGAGCCAAAAACAGUAUUGCUGCAUUGCAUCUAUACAUUUGCAUUCUGCAUUAGUUCAUUCUGUCAAAUUGCAUCUGAGGAAGAAAAACAUGUUCUACACGUGUGGUCCAAAUGAGGCUAUGGUGGUGUCAGGUCCAUUCUCUAACCCAAUGUUUCCCAACCCUGGUCCUCCAGUUCCCAUAGUGCACAUUUUACUUGUAGCCCUUGACAAACACACCUUGUUCAACUCAUUGAGGGCUUGAUGAUUAGUUGACAAGUUGAAUCAAGUGUGCUUGUCCAGGGUUACUCGAGGACCAGGGUUGUGAAACAGUGUAAACAUGUACAAUUAAAGAGCUGUAGGAUGGUAAUAAUACUCUCAUGUGUAUCUCACCCCCCCCCCCCCCCUCUCUGUUUCCCAGGGUGCCUCCGUUCUCCUCCAGUAAUGAUUGCUGGAGGCAGAGUGUUUGUGCUUCCCUGUUUUCAGAAGAUCCAGAGGAUCUCCCUGAACAUUCUGACGCUGAGCGUGAAGAGUGAGAAAGUCUACACCCGACGUGGGGUUCCCAUCUCGGUCACUGGAAUUGCCCAGAUGAAGAUCCAGGGGCAGAACAAGGAGAUGCUGGCCGCAGCCUGUCAGAUGUUCAUGGGGAAGUCGGAGGGCGAGAUCGCCCAAAUCGCCCUGGAGACGCUGGAGGGCCACCAGAGGGCCAUCAUCGCCCACCUGACUGUGGAGGAGAUCUACAGGGACCGUAAGAAGUUCUCAGAGGAGGUGUUCAAGGUGGCCUCGUCCGACCUGUUCAACAUGGGCAUCAGCGUGGUCAGCUACACGCUCAAAGACGUUCACGACGACCAGGACUACCUCCACUCCCUGGGGAAGUCCAGGACCGCCCAGGUGCAGAAAGACGCCCGCAUCGGAGAGGCCCAGUUCAAGCGGGAUGCUGUGAUCAGGGAAGCCCAUGCCAAGCAGGAGAAGAUCUCAGCCCAGCACGUCAAUGAGAUCCAGAUGGCCAUGGCUCAGAGGGACUAUGAGCUGAAGAAAGCAUCCUACGACAUCGAGGUCAACACCAAGAAGGCAGAAUCUGAGAUGGCCUACCAGCUACAGGUGGCCAAGACCAAGCAGCUCAUCGAGGAGGAGAAGAUGCAGGUCCAGGUGGUGGAGCGCUCUCAGCAGAUCAUGCUCCAGCAGCAGGAGAUCACCCGCAAGGAGAAGGAGCUGGAGGCCAAGGUGAAGAAGCCUGCUGAGGCCACGAGAUACCAAAUCGAGAAGCUGGCCGAGGCCCAGCGUGCACAGCUCAUUAUGGAGGCUGAGGCUGAGGCAGAGUCCAUUAGGAUUAAGGGUGAUGCGGAGGCCUUUGCUGUGGAGGCGAAGGGGAGAGCCGAGGCGGAGCAGAUGGCCAAGAAGGCCGAAGCCUUCCAGCAGUACAAGGAGGGAGCCAUGGUGGACAUGCUGCUGGAGCAACUACCACUAAUGGCGGAAGAGAUCAGCAGGCCUCUGGCGCAGGCUCAGAAGAUCACCAUGAUUUCCAGCGGGGGUACCGAGGUGGGCGCGGCCAAGCUCACAGGAGAGGUGCUAGACAUCAUGACCCGCCUUCCGGCGACGGUGGAGAAACUGACGGGAAUCAACAUCUCACAGGUGACAACUCAUAUGGGCUGAGGACUCCGGUGCUCAGGCAAACCUAUUUCACAACCCUGUCUACUACCACAGCCUUUAACUCUCUCCUCAAGUAUGUUAUGCCAAAAAAACAUGUUGCCCUACGUAAUUAUUGGGACAGUGAAGCAUUUUAUCUUCUUUUGGCUCUAUUCUCCAAAAGUUUGGAUUUGAAAUCAAACAAUGACUGAGGUUAACGUGCAGACUGUUAGAUUUUCAUCCAUAUCGGGUGAACCGUUUAGAAAUUGCAUUUUGAAUUUUGGAGUCACUUUUAUUGUAGAUAAGAAUAUAAUAUGUUUCUAAACACUUCUACAUUGAUGU